Brassica napus (rape) is the source of this 1227-nucleotide messenger RNA. RefSeq names its product equilibrative nucleotide transporter 3-like. Lineage: Eukaryota; Viridiplantae; Streptophyta; Magnoliopsida; Brassicales; Brassicaceae. The coding region runs from base 1 to 1227 and encodes 408 amino acids. The transcript has 7 exons. Gene Ontology annotation, biological process: nucleoside transmembrane transport. The record is from RefSeq and is a predicted model, not a curated record. Gene Ontology annotation, molecular function: nucleoside transmembrane transporter activity. Gene Ontology annotation, cellular component: plasma membrane.
AUGGGGUUCUACUUCUACCUCUACGUAUCUAUGCUCAAGUUGCUUUACAGUGGUUCUGUAUAUAGUUAUAACCACUUGUCGUUGCUGUUAGCGAUAGGGGGAAAAUUUGCAGCCAGUUUCCAGUGCUGUGUUCUGGGCGUUGGACAGCUGGUUGCCUGGAACACCAUUCUGACUAUUUCGGACUACUACUACCAGGUUUUCCCGGACUACCAUCCGUCUCGAACGCUGACGCUCGUUUACCAGCCCUUUGUUCUGGGAACGAUAUCAGUAUUGGUUUUUGUGGGACAGAAAAUCAAAAACCAAAGGAGAGUCUUCACCGGUUACUGCCUAUUUGUAAUUGGCAGCAUUUUGCUACUAACGGUUGACAUCGUAACCAAAGGAAAGGGAGGAAUAACCCCGUUUCUCCUUUUAUCCAUUGUAUCGGCGGGAUUUGGCGUAGCCAACGCCCUUGUCGAAGGAGCAAUGAUAGGCGACCUUAGCUGCAUAUGCCCCGAUCUUAUCCAGCCCUUCGCCGCAGGGCUUGGUGUAGCAGGAGCCAUAACGUCAGUUUUAAGGCUGCUUACCAAAGCAGUCUUCCAGAACUCCCGGGACGGCCUAAGAAAAGGGGCAUUAUCAUUCUUAGCCAUUUCACUCUUCAUCGAGCUAGUAUGUGUGAUCAUAUACGGUGUGAUGUUUCCGAAGCUGCCCAUGGUCCAAAAGCAUCGAGCACGCUCGGGUUCAAACCCAGUGGAACCCGUUGAGGAAGUCCCACCACUAUCCAACCAACAACUGGCGCAUCAGAACUUGGACAGGGUUAUAAGUUUAUUCCUGAUAUACGCUUUGACGUUGUCAAUAUUUCCCGGGUUCCUCUACGAGAACACGGGAAAGCAUUCGCUACAUUCGUGGUACCCUCUCGUCCUCGUUACUUGUUUCAACUUAAGCGAUGCGCUUUCUCGAUACAUCACUAUGGUCAAACCCCUUAAAAUGCAAUCAGGAAAAGUGAUAGUAGCCUCUGUUCUUGCUCGAAUGUUGUUCCUUCCCGCCUUUUAUAUCACCGCAAGGUACGCAGAUCAGGGUUGGAUGAUCACCCUGACAUCCUUCCUAGGCAUUUCAAACGGUUAUCUUACCGUCUGCGUACUCACGCAAACACCAAAGAGAACUUACAAUGUAUCUGAAGCUAAUACUCUCGGCAACAUCCUUGUAGCCUCGAUGCUUGGGGGGAUCUUUGCUGGUGUCUGCCUUUCAUGA